GAGGUUUUUCGAAAUAGUUAGAUCUUCAUCAAAUAUACGUUUAUUUUUCGGUCAAAAUCUGUUCAAUUAGUAAAAUUUUGCUUGAGUAUGCCUACCCACCAUGAAUUUUUUACCCGGUGCUACCACCAUUGCCCUGCGACGAGAAAGGGAUGCGAUGUCAAUGUUUUAUGAGAAACGCACUGCUGCCAAUCGACGCAAACACUUUAAACUGUUGGAUCCGCCAAGGCCGGGGCUAAGUUUCUUUUUCCACGGACUUAUUCUUAGUGCAUGUGAACAUUUUACCAUCGAUUUCCUCACUAUAAAAGGAAAAGAAAAUUGCGAUCACUGCGAUGUGUUGCUGCAACUCGGUGCACGACUACCUCAAAACUAUAUUGUGCGCAACUCCCGUUUAAUGGGAAAAUGGGGACUUGAGGAAAAUUCAUCACCGCUCCGCUUUCAACUGAGACGCGGGGAUACUUUUUGGAUGCAGAUACUCCUCACAGUGGAAUCGUUCUACAUUUCAGUAAAUGGUUAUCAUUUUGCCGAAUACGCUCAUCGCAUGCCGUAUAGAUGGCUAGGUGCAAUCGACUUACGCGGUGACAUUGAUGAAAUUGUCAUUGAUAAAUAUUAUGUGACAGAGUAUCCGAUUCGGCUAUCUCAAUCAGUGGCUCGAGCUCUACCGUUUGUCUACGACUCUAGUUUAUUGAAAUGGGUCAAUGAGGAAGCCACUAGAAUGCUACAAAGCUGGGCCUCCCUGGACAAUUUAUCCAAACUGCAGAGAGCUGCAAGGCAAGUAAAUACAAACCUAGCACUUCCAUUUUACGGCCGCGUGCCAAACCACGAAAAGCUCAUAGAGGGACGUGCAGUUCGAAUCGAAGGCCGGGUACGCAUGAUGCCCCAAAGUUUCAGUGUGGCGUUACAGCAGGGCCAGCAAAUUUGGCCACAGCCAACCGUGUCGUUUUAUUUUAGCCCGAGUUUUUUGCGAAAAUCACGCGAUAAAGUUGGUAAAGUAAACAUCACAAGGAGCGCUUAUUUAAAUGGCUCCUGGUUGAAGAGGAAAGUGUCACACCUUCACACAAGUCUAAGACCUGGAAAAGCCUUUGUCAUAUUAAUUGCAUGUCGACCUAACUACUACGAGUUGUUCGUGAACAGAAAACUCUUGCUUGGCUUUAAGCAUCAAAUGAACCCAGAGUGUGUGGAUAUUGUUAAUAUCCGUGGAGACGUGAGGCUCUGGGAUGUAGUCAUCGAGACCACCAGGCUCGGUCGGCCCCGAUCUAACCAAUCAAUCAUCCAACGAGCUAUCAGAACUUUGCGCCAAACUCACAUUGAAUAAUUCCUGAAAAUGUUAUUAAAUAUGUGGCUUUACCCUUCUUCUUGGACGGAAACGCAACCUGUCGAAAGACAUGUUGUACAAAUUUAUAUUUA
Molecule: messenger RNA, 1404 nt
Organism: Drosophila miranda
Lineage: Eukaryota; Metazoa; Arthropoda; Insecta; Diptera; Drosophilidae
Product: galectin-8
Exons: 2
Coding region: 101-1312 (403 amino acids)
Molecular function (GO): galactoside binding; carbohydrate binding
Source: RefSeq, a predicted model, not a curated record